Molecule: messenger RNA, 2424 nt
Organism: Durusdinium trenchii
Lineage: Eukaryota; Dinophyceae; Suessiales; Symbiodiniaceae
Source: the annotation of a GenBank genome assembly
AUGCCGCGGUGGCGCCGCAGAACGGUGACACCCGGGCUGAUCGCCGGUGCUGCCCUGGGUCUGCUGCUGUACCACCGAGCUGAUGCGUCCGCCUUCGCGCUGUGGUCCGGAUCGGUGCGGCGGUGGCACGCGGCGCAGGCGAGCGCCUCGGUGCACGCGAUGACGAUGGAGGUGCUCUUGAAAAUGGAUGAGGAGGGGAGGUCCGACACUCCGCGGCGCCGCCUGGCGGACUUCCAGUUGGGCGAGGACUUGGUCGACGCGGUGGUGACCCGCGACACGCCCAGCGCAGUCCACUUGGAGAUCGGCGCAGCUGUGGACGGGAUCCUUGAGAAGGGUGAGACGAUCGGACUGGCAGAUCCGCUGGCCAGUUAUUGGCCCGGGCAAAGGCUCAACGUCACGGUGAUUAAGAAGGCCAAGCACCACGUUUGGGUGCGACUGCAGCGCUAUGACGCUACCAGGUGCCACAGCUGCUUCCAGCCACUCGAGGGUCACCCGGCUCCCGGCUCGCGCCAUGAGCUUCGUUGUCAAUGCGUCAACAUCGGCCGGCACGUGCCGCCCUUCUUCGAGGAUGCAGGGCAUCGCUACCACGGCAUCGUGGGGCCCGUGCCGUUGGAGGUGCAAGAGAAGAUGCAGAAGCUGAUUGAGAAGGGAAAUCAGUAUUGGGAUACCUGGACAGAUAAGUCCUCGCGGCCCACGCACAAGGGACGACUGCAUGGGGUGGGUUUGCAGCUGAGUCGAAACAUCACCUUCCCUGGCACUGAGCAGCUGCAGGAGCAGUGCAACGAGGUCUUGCGUGAGAUGUUGGGCACCUCCAUGGUCCAACUCCUCCGAAACGCUUCCAACGCCGACGUCUGGCGUUCCUUCCGCUGGUACACGCCCCCGUCGCUCCCGGCCGCGCAACCCGGCGUGGCGGAGCGCGACGGGGAGGGCGGCACCGUGCAGAGCUACAUCGGCCAAGGUUACAUGGCCGUGUUGAACAACUGCAGCGAGGCCCAUGGCCCUCCGGUUCCUGUGGCGAAGCUGCUGGGUGUUCCUUCCUGCAAGGACACCUGCCCGACGUGCAGGUCGCAGGGAUGUCAGGCAUGCAGUGAAUGCUGUGUGCAUGUGGACAAUGACCAAUCAGCCUCCGUUCUCUUGGGCAUCCAGGAGGAGAAUCCUUUGAUCGACGAGAUGGCCUUCUUUGUGAUGGGCAACAAAGCAUUUCCACUGGCUGGUGGCCGGUCCUUCUUCUUCGAUGGGAAGGCGCUCGGUGCAGCCCUGGCGGCGGCGGAGGCGGCGAAGCUGGACGAAGCUCCAGAGGUCGCCAGGUGUCGGAAGCGUGUACAAGAUCUGAAGCUCCAGAUGCCUCUGUGCGAGGCCAUGCGAGCUGUGCUGGGCUCCAAAGACAUACCCCAGGCGCGGCAGCUGCUCCAAAUGCUUCAGCAGGCGGGCUUGGAGCCGGACAGCCCCACGUGGCUGGCUGAUCUCCAGGGCGGUCAGUUGCAAGCGCAGUUGUUGGAGCUCGUGGAGGCCGUCACACCACUGGUGACGCGCGGUAACGCGGCGACGCGGGAGGCCAGGCAGGCGCAGCAGCUGGCGUUGGCCGAGGAGGUGGCCGAGCUCGCUGAAGCCUGGGCGCUCUGGGCCCUCGAGCCGUCCGACGCCGACGCGUCGGAUCUGCGGCUGCGCAGCGCCACUGCGGCGGAGCGGCUCCGGGGCACGGUGCUCCACGAAGAGCUGCGGCAGGUGGCGGAGAUGCCAGGUGAUGCGGCUUCCCACGAACACCUCACGUCGCACGCGGAGCGUGCCACACAGCGCCUGCGGCAAGUGGCAGACACCUUGCGGCACACAGCGCCCGUGGAUGCACUGCCGGCGGCGACUGCUGUGCUAGAUAGUCACGACGUGGAGGCCUUGCGCGGGGCGCUGCUGCGCUUGGCCGAGGAGCGGGACGAGUUCCACCGCUCCCUCGAGGUGAGCCACUUGGAGGCGGCCGAACGGGAAGCUUCGUUGCGGCAUCAGAUCUCAGGGCAUCCGGACCCCGUGGUGGCCCAUCUCCUGCGACAAGUGGAGCAGCUGCAAGGGUCACUGGCACGAGAGCGCUUAGUGUCCAGCUCCUUGAAGGCCGAGCUGGAUGCCAUUCGCUCCUUAAAAGGCACCGACUUGUUGAUCUCCUAAAACACCGACCAGCGCGGCAUGGACGGUGGGAGUACCACACCCGACCUGCGGAUGGGUCAGCAGCCAUGUCAACGCUGAUGGAGGGCACCUCUGGCGACCCGAAGGACCGGUGGAGGAGCCCCGCCACGUCCCGCCGUGAGGAACGAGCCUGAAGCGCCGGUGAGAGCGAGAGCUGGAGAGCGAGAGCUGGAGAGCUGGGAGUCUGAAGUCGGAGAUGGGCUCGGAAGGUGUGAUCUUGGGACAGCUGAAGGAGGAUCAAGGAGCUGAAGG